Clonostachys rhizophaga is the source of this 1317-nucleotide messenger RNA. NCBI's taxonomy places the organism in Eukaryota, Fungi, Ascomycota, Sordariomycetes, Hypocreales, Bionectriaceae. The record is from the annotation of a GenBank genome assembly.
AUGGAUUGCUUGUGUUUGGAACGUCUCUUUCGUUUUGAUCACGCCAAGUUGGAACGUGUCGGAGCCGAAUGGAAUGUGUCCAUCCGACGUACUCCGGUCACAACUGAAAUGUUUUGCUGGAAGGAUGCUGCGCCAGGAAAUGGCGCACCAGUUCUGCACGUCAAGCAUUCAAUCGUGACUUGCUGCCAUGCUGCGUCCGAAGAAGGCACUGCCGGCGACAGCAUAUUCAGUAUUCCUGUCGAGCUUGAACGCACUGUCACAAUUUCUCCGAUAAUCCGAUGUCUACAUGAUCUAGACAAUGACAACAACGCCCUAAUCAACGCGGGAUCGCAACAAAAAACUAGCCGGAAAGGAGCCAAAAAACCACGGAAAAACCCUGUUCAUGAAGGGAAUGUGAUUGCGCGAAAGAUUGUGGCUGCGUUCCGCAAAAAGUUGCCAAUUGCGUUCAACGUUGACCUCCUCAGCGAUGCCUCCGAGUGGCCUUCGUAUCUCUUGAGCUCACUUUCUGGGGUACUACAUUCAUUUCAACAGGGACAUCUCACCUAUGGGGAUCUUCGCCAAAAGUUCAUGGAGACGCUCGAAACAGUACACGGGCGUGUCGUCAUCAAGUCCUUGAUACGCCAUCUCAUUAUUUGUUUGGGAAUCUGCUUGAACGAGGACUUAGGCUCAGAGGGGAAAGCAGUGGAACACAAGCACCAGCUCGGUGCAUUACUGAAGGAACAGGGGCUUAGCGACGAGACCUGUUUGGCAGCGCUCGGUGGCUUAAGUGCGACGGAUUUUAAAUUUAGGAAUUUGAAUAAAUCGAGUGAGAAAACAGCAAUAUAUGCCCUGCAGAUGGCUGCUUCGGAGAUGGCAAGUAUUUUGAGGCCAUAUGAGAGCAGGCAGGCUCUGUGGGUUUUGAAUCCUGGCCGCUUCCUAUAUUGGUUUUUCGGUGGAAGACCGCCCGCGUUUCCUAGACCCAAACUGUGGUCGAUGCAGUGGCCCAAUCCUAAGAUAGUUGGCAUCCAGUAUCAACUAUACCCCGGAACCAAGACGACAACGGGACAACCCAAUGCCGAGUCGGAAGAGAUGGAGACUGACAUUAGUGAUGGGAUGUCAAGGAAACCAAGUGUUAUUGGAAAAGAUCAUGAACAACAAUUUGUAAUGGUGGAUCAUCGGGUUGGCAUAGAUUCAACGUUCUCAUCUCAGCGCUUGGACACGGCUCAUUCUGAUUCUCUCGACCAUCCAGAGUCAAUUAUGAGUGAGGGGGGGCUUUUUAUGGGAUUUUACAUGGAUGAUGUAUUCCCGGACGCUUGGAGAUUCAUCCAACCAUUGUAG